Molecule: messenger RNA, 3446 nt
Organism: Jaminaea rosea
Lineage: Eukaryota; Fungi; Basidiomycota; Exobasidiomycetes; Microstromatales
Product: DUF221-domain-containing protein
Exons: 2
Coding region: 103-3309 (1068 amino acids)
Cellular component (GO): plasma membrane
Molecular function (GO): calcium-activated cation channel activity
Source: RefSeq, a predicted model, not a curated record
UUGUCUGUCGCGGCGUCUUUGCACGCAAACGUCGCGGCAGCGAUUGGCUCCUCGACUUGACCCUCUAAUCUCCCUCAUCCUCACCACCCCUCCCGGCCCGCCAUGUCCAAAUCUGACGAGCCCAUUGGGCUCAUCGGAGAUGCGCUGAAUCAAUCCUCGCAAACGUCUGGCUCGCAGGUCGCAAUCGCCGCCGCAGCCUUCGUUGGCUUGGCCAUCUUCACGUUGGGCGCCUUCUCACUGCUACGACCCAAUAACAAGAUCGUGUACCAGCCGAAGCUCAAAUACGCAGCUGGCGAAAAGAAGCCACCACCCAUCUCAGAUGGCGUCUUCGGAUGGAUCCCGCCGAUACUCAAGCUGGGCGAGGCAGACUUGCUUCCCUUGAUCGGUCUCGACGCAGUCACCUACCUGCGAUUCUGCAAGAUGAUCGUCUACAUCACCGCGAUCCUUGCCAUCAUCAUGUGCGGUACCUUGAUCCCAGUCGACCUCACUUUCCACUUGAAGAACGGCAACGAUGCCUCUACCAAGCAGUACAACAUCAACGCUCUCACCAUGAACUCAGUGUCGGGCAACUACAUCUGGGCUCACGUCGCAAUGAGCUACAUUGGCACCAUUGUCGCCCUCUUCUUCAUCUGGCUCAACUACAGACAGAUGGUUAGACUGCGCUGGAAGUGGUUCCGAUCAGACGACUAUCAGACCUCCUUCAACGCUCGUACUCUCAUGAUCACGCACGUCGACAAGCGUAUGCGGUCAGACGAGGCUCUUGCUGGCGCUCUGUCAUCAAUUGGCAUGCCGUAUCCCACCACCGAUGUCCACAUCAGUCGCGUCGUCGGUCAGCUGCCUUACCUCAUUGAGGAGCACGACGAGACGGUCAGGAAGUUGGAGCGAGUGCUAGCCAAGUGGCUCAAGGACCCAAACCACGUCCCGUCUAAGCGUCCGACGAUGAAGAUCGGCGCGAAAAUGGGCUUCGGUGGCAAGCAGGUGGAUGCCGUUGACUACCUGACCAACCGCAUCAACAACCUCGAGGCCACCAUCGAGAACUGGAAGGAGCGCAUCUCGGAGCGCAAGCCAGAGUCGUACGGUUUCGCAUCGAUGGCCACCGUCCCUUUCGCCCACGCCGCCGCUCGCUCGCUGCGUGGCAAGAAGCCGCGAGGACUCGAAGUCACCCUGGCGCCACCCCCGCGUGACAUCAUCUGGAAGAACCUCAACCUCUCCAAGUCGCAGCGCUUCCGCUCAAGUGUGUGGGGCUUCGUCAUCCUCUCGAUCCUACUCUUCAUCAACGCGGUGCCCUUGGUCGCCGUUGCCCUGAUCUCACAGAUGGAGCGCUUCAAGGGCGUCCUGCCCUUCCUUGCCACCUGGCAGAACUCGAGCUCGUGGUCCUUCUCAGCCGUUUCCGGUCUGGCGCCUCCCGCUAUCUCUGGCGUCUUUGGCUACUUUCUGCCACCGCUCAUGCGCCGUAUCGGAAAGUACCGCGGUGUGACCACUCGCAACCGCCUCGACCGAGUCAUCACGAACCAGUACUUUGGAUUCCUGAUCAUCUCGCAAUUCAUCGUCUUUACGCUGGUCGGUGUCACCCUCACCACCAUAGCUGCGGCCAUCAAGAACAGCAAAGACGCACGCAACGUCGACCACAUCCUGGCCACUGUCAAGAACCAGUACCUGAACAUGGGCAACUACUGGCUCACCUGGAUUCCGCUGCGUCUCUUCGUCGCCGCUUUCGACAUCUCGCAGGCCAUCAAGCUUCUCUACACGUGGGUCCUGUCAGCAUUCCUCGGCCGCACGCCGCGAGACAUCCGCGAGUUCACAAAGCCCCCGAGCUUCGACUACGCAAUCUAUUACGCCAACAUGCUCUUCCUCUUUGCCGUUGGCAUGCUCUACGCGACCCUCGCACCCUUGGUCCUGGCCUUCGUCGCAGUCUGCGCCUUCGUCUCCUUCUACCUCUACAAGUACAUGCACAUCUACGUCGUCGUCACAAAGAACGAGUCGGGCGGUCGUCUCUGGCGCGUCGUCAUCAACCGACUGCUGGUCUGCAUCGUCUUCAUGCAGGUCAUCUUGGCGCUCGCUGUGGCGCUCGACCAGCACUGGCCUGCCUUUGCCUGCCUUCCGCCCAUCCUCUUUGUCCUCGCCUUCAAGAUCUACUGUCGCAUCGCCUUCGACAGGCAGUUUGACUGGUACAUUCCCGACGCGAGCGAAAUUGCCUCGCUCAAGACGCACACGGGCGACGCAAGCCAUCACCGCCUGGCUCGUCGCUUCGGGCAUCCCUCGCUCCACCAGAAGCUCUUCACGCCCCUCGUCCACGCCAAGGUCAAGCAUCUUCUCCCUCAAGUCUACUCAGGCCGUCUCGACGAGCACGACUCGUACGGCGACCCGAGCAAGACCAGCGUCAUGGCCGGCCCUGGCGGUCUGGAGAUCAAGGCCGUCGAAGAAGAGGAGUGCGCCUACGAUCCUAAGCUGGACAACGAUGCCGCCUCGAUCUUCUCGACCAGCACGGCUGCUCCCUUCCGUGGCGCUCCCUCGCGUCAGGGCACGGCCGACUUCCAAACCCAGUACGCAGGCUACAUGGCUGGUGGGCCGCGCAACCCGGGCAAUGCGUUUGAGAUGAACAACCUCGCUGCAGGCAGCCAGGAGAAUCUGCUCGAGAAGGCAGCAAUGUAUGACGAUACUGGGCGACAGCAACACUUCCGCAAGGGGUCCGCAGGCACUAUGCUCAGCUUCAACUCGCGACCCUCUCCGGGCAACGAAAUCCCGCCGCCUCAGCCUGCUGGCGCUAUGUAUCGCCCCAACACCGCUGGCUCGCAGGGCUCUGGCAACGGCAACGGCAGCUUCUUCCCUCCUGGCGCUGGUGGACCGAUCCGUCCCGGUCAGCCCGUGAGGCAGGACAGCUACGGCAACGUCGGUCGCGGCACGCCUCCGCCACCCCGUGGAGCCGGUGGAUACCUCGACUCGGGUCGCUCCUCCCCUGGACCCGGCCAAUUCUACGCUUCGCCGCAGCGCGGCCCCUCUCCUGCUGGAGCUCAAACGCCAGGUAGCCGAGGAAUGUACGGCGCUCCCUCCGGAUAUGCCUCGCCGUCGAACAUGAGCAGCGCCUCACUGGUUGAGGUGCACCCGCAACACAGCAUGGCUGUCUCGGCUGCGAGCAUGUACGCUGAGGCACCGCAGCUCCCGCCGAGUCAAUUCGGUGGACCACCUCAGCCUACAUCGGCUGCGCGCUUCUACAACUCGUCGCCUCAGCAGCAACACCCACAGCAGGCGCCCUACUACCCUGCAGGGCAGCAGCAGCCCCCUAGGGGUGGGCCGCCUUACUACCGUUGAUCGGUAGGCAAGCACCCGCGCCACAUCCAUGGACACACAUUCCAUCUUCAAUUCUCUUCGUCACGCCUCAGCAACGCCUCGUCCAAUUCAAAUUCCCGACCGAUCACGCAAGUCCCAGGCCUCUCCUCUAUCCAUCA